AUGAGGGGCGAGCAUCAGACUACUUUGGCUGCCCUUAAGACUGCCCAAAAGCAGGAACAGGAUGCCAAGGAUGCUCUGGCAACCGUGCAGGCUGAGCUGGACGCAUCUCGACCUAAGCUGCACGAGGCUGAGGCUACCAAGGCAGCCCUAGCCGCUGCGAGAACUGAGCUCGAGGAGGCCAGGGCUGCUCGGGCCGCACUGGACGCCGCGAAAGCUGAGGCAGAGGAAGCCAAGGCCGCCAUGGUGGCAGAGAAGGCAGCUUCCAGCUCCUCCAUGGAAGCUAUGUUGUACCACUGUUGGGAUUCCCUGUUAGCUCACAGGAACGCGAAAUUGGUGGUAGAGCUGGUGAUGAAGUUGGAGACGACCCAAAUGGAGUUGGAGGGGGUUGUCAAUCAACACGAAGCUGCUGCCAAUGAGGCUGCCUUGGUCCAGUCUAUGCAUGAGGAAGCUCUAUCCUGGGUUUGGGCUGAGCAUAAGGAAGCUUUGUCCUGGAGAGAUGCUGAACAUAAGAAAUUAGAUGAGAAUCUGGAGGCAAAUCUAUCUUGUGCUCACGGCUCAGAAGCUUCUACCAAGGUGCUCUUGGAGGCAGCCGAGGUGCAACUUUUCCAGGAGCAGGAAUAG
This is a messenger RNA of Humulus lupulus (European hop), 621 nucleotides long. RefSeq lists its product as uncharacterized. The transcript has 2 exons. Lineage: Eukaryota; Viridiplantae; Streptophyta; Magnoliopsida; Rosales; Cannabaceae. Bases 1 to 621 code for a protein of 206 amino acids. The record is from RefSeq and is a predicted model, not a curated record.